Molecule: messenger RNA, 1149 nt
Organism: Acanthosepion pharaonis
Lineage: Eukaryota; Metazoa; Mollusca; Cephalopoda; Sepiida; Sepiidae
Source: the annotation of a GenBank genome assembly
AUGGUAGACUUAUCUAUCUAUCUAUCUAUCUAUCUAUCUAUCUAUCUAUCUAUCUAUCUAUCUAUCUAUCUAUUUCAUUUGUCUGUCUUGCGAGUAUGCCUAUUUCUCUCUCUACAUGAAAGUAGCUUGAAAUCAAUCUAUCUAUCUAUCUAUCUAUCUAUCUAUCUAUCUAUCUAUCUAUCUAUCACCAGGAAGAAGCCGGUACGCUACACCCUCCUUCUUGGCAAAGCCUUCCCGCAGGUCAGUCGACUUACAGUGGCCUUUUGGGUUAGAGCCAAGGGAAACUAUCUUGAUGAUGACACCAUACUCUCCUACAAACAUGAGGAAUACACAAACCUUUUGAGAAUUACAAGUAGAAGGAAUUUGAUAUUUAAGAUAUUUCGGAAAAUUAUUACAACCAACGUGACACUUGCAAAUAAUGUCUGGAAUCAUAUCGCGUGGACGUGGGAGAAAAACGAAGGUUCCUGGAGUCUUUAUGUUAAUGGAACUAAGAAGCAAGUUGGAACUGGUGCCACCGAAAAUCGUUCAGUCCCGUCAGGAGGGGAGCUAGUCCUUGGACAAUCUUCCCGCCCAAACGCCUACUUUGAUACAAAUGGGCCGAAUUCCGUAGUGGGACUCGCGGCGCAAUGCGUUUGCGAUGGCCAUCCGGACUCGUCACUAGACCGUGCUUUGAUGAAUUUGAGGCUGCAGCAACAUGUGAUAAACAUUGCAGUGACGUUAUUGGUUCAUAUCUAUCUAUCUAUCUAUCUAUCUAUCUAUCUAUCUAUCUAUCUAUCUAUUUCUGAAGAAGUCUUUUCAUCUAUCUAUCUAUCUAUCUAUCUAUCUAUCUAUCUAUCUAUCUAUCUAUCUAUCUAUCAGUUUGUAGUAAGAAAUCCUAAAAAUUAUCUACCUCUGCUCAUUAUCUAUCUAUCGAUCCCUGUCAUUUCAUAUCUAUCUAUCUAUCUAUCUAUCUAUCUAUCUAUCUAUAGAAAGGAUUUACUUGGACGAAUUUCUUCUUCUUUCCAUUCUCUUUCUUCUUCUUCUUCUUCCAUCUCCCCUUCUUUCUCUUCUUCCUCCUCCCCUUCUUCUUCCGCUUCUUCCUCCUUCUCUUCUUCUUCUUCUUCAUCAGCGAUAUGUUAUCCUGUUUUUUCUUCAAUUCUUUUUACUUGA